UCGUCACGGUCCGGUCUUAGGCUGCGCUGGUAUAAUUUAAGGGCUGAAUAGGAAACAUCUUUUAUCCCCGUUGCUGAACGGUAUUUUAAAAAUCCCAACCGAGACCGAGAUAUCCGUGAAAGUAUAGUUUCAUACUGAAACCAUAGCUGUCAUAGGCCAAGAACUGGGGAGCGAGACUAACGAGGAAGGAAGUGAUACUCGCCACAAAUGUUUCUGGUAUAACGGCAGGCACGCAACUUUCUGGAUUGCUCAUAACAGAUGUAAGGCUUCGGUCGUCUCGGAUUUGGGGGAAAAGGGCACAAAUGGAUCGCUUAGGGCCAAACAGCACCCUGUGAUACCGGGCAGAGUGAGCGCGGCGGGACUUCCUAUUUCUCCACAGCACCGUGCGGGCGAAGCGCCGGGAGAAACCAGACUUUGGAAGAGAACCGAUACAGCUCGCCGCCGAGAAAAGUGGUCCUGCAACUAAAGCCAGGGCUACCUGAGGCAAUUAUCUUUUUCCAAACCCUGGCAAUGCAAACGACGACUGAAUCGCUCGUUAAUAAUUCAGGGAUUAGUGUAUUCUCUGAAGAUGAGAACAUCGUGCAGAAUCACAAAGUUGAUUCAAGAUUUGGAGACCUUGGGUUCAGAGUGGCUGUGAUUGCUUCCAUUAUCAGCACAGCUGUGAUUCUAUUGAUGGGCAUGGCUUUCUUAACCAAUUGCCUUAUCAAAUGUGUGAAGAAGAAGGAAAGGAGGAAGCAACAGAGAGAUUUACAAACAUGGUAUCAAAUUGAAUGUAAUGUAAUGGAAGAUUCAAGAAGCUUUUACCAUGGGUAUAAAGGCAGAAACAAUAACAACAAUAAACUCAGGAACAACAUAUUAAUUGAAGAAAUUGGAGAGAGCAAAGGAUUGUACAGAUCAAGGAUGCCAUGGACCAAUACUAUUAAGCAGAGGGUCUGUGGACCAAGGUUGGGAACCCCUGCUUUAGGUGCCAAAAGAAGCUUUCAAAGGAUUUGGAAGUCGUACUGAAUUGCAGUGAAAAUGCAACACAAGUAAUUUUUCAUCCAUGGGACGUAGAGGUUUCCAGAUCUGCCGAUUCUCGGAUUUUAUUAGAUUCCGUGACUGAUGAGCACAUUGUUCAAACACCUGAGUAUCAUCAAUCUCGAGACAAAUCUGAACACUAUAUUCCGACACAUCACACUUGACACUGGAGCCAUUGCAUCUGCUGGAAAAGUACUUGACUGAGCAAAAAAUGCUGCAGGAAAUAACCAGCUUGGGAAUGACAUGUGCCUUACAAUUUGCAGGACUGCAGACCUGUGGUUUUAUUAAAAGUUUUACUGACAAAGCGUUUGUAUUAAAGCAAGUGUUCACUAUUGAUAACCUCCCAUUUCAAUGAUUUAAUCAACGAUAAAGGACAAAACAUUGCUCUGGCAUUAAUUAUUCAGUUGUUCGAGUGCAGUAUAUGAAGUACCUAAGUUGCAGUGUAUCCUACUGCAGCUGAAAAGCAGGUGUGCCUGCCCUAAAGGCUGCACGUCAAAUUUAAAAGCAGAAUGAUAACUUUUCAUUUUUGUUGCCGUUUUUGCAGAAGCAGAUAUCCAAAAUAAUAUUUCCAGCCAUUAUUAUGGUGGCAAUUUCAAGACUUGCGUAUUUCUAGAGUCACAUAUCACUGCUUUUCACCUCAAGAUUUAUGCACCCAGCCACUCUAUAGUUGAGAUAAAUAUUGAAGUGAAAGCAGGUAAUUUAAUCCUAUUGUUUGGUGAUGUGGUUCAAUUCUCACUGGGUUAACUGUAAACAAUAAACUAGUGUACAAGGUUACCUACAAGUCGCAAUUUGAAAGGAGCUCUACAUGAUCACACUCAUACAUGUUCAGCAUCUGUCAAGGUAUCAGAGCGACUUUUCAUUUUGCCCAUGGGAUUUCAGUAACUUCUGGAAUGAUCUGUACAGAUUUUGUGAAAGCUUGAUUGCUAGGCCGGAUUGUUGAACCUGCCUGAUUAAACUUUGUUAUGACAAUAUUCAGUACCAGUUGUGUUCU
This is a messenger RNA of Mobula hypostoma (lesser devil ray), 2008 nucleotides long. RefSeq lists its product as uncharacterized. The coding region runs from base 511 to 1005 and encodes 164 amino acids. The transcript is spliced from 5 exons. Gene Ontology annotation, cellular component: plasma membrane. The record is from RefSeq and is a predicted model, not a curated record. NCBI's taxonomy places the organism in Eukaryota, Metazoa, Chordata, Chondrichthyes, Myliobatiformes, Myliobatidae.